Molecule: messenger RNA, 5821 nt
Organism: Dermochelys coriacea (leatherback sea turtle)
Lineage: Eukaryota; Metazoa; Chordata; Testudines; Dermochelyidae
Gene: TRPC6
Product: transient receptor potential cation channel subfamily C member 6
Exons: 12
Coding region: 721-3306 (861 amino acids)
Biological process (GO): calcium ion transmembrane transport; regulation of cytosolic calcium ion concentration; manganese ion transport
Cellular component (GO): cation channel complex; membrane
Molecular function (GO): store-operated calcium channel activity; protein binding; inositol 1,4,5 trisphosphate binding
Source: RefSeq, a predicted model, not a curated record
AGAAGCACUUUUACCUUUACAAUUUUACAUCUGAUCCCCCAUAUAUGCAUCUAAAUAGCAUUGUCCUUGCACAGAACUACAUCACACUUUGAGCCCAUAUUUAAUUUGUAAUCUAUCAUCCCUAGUAUCUUUCUCAGAUUCCUUCGUUUGAGAUAGCUGUCACUCACUUUUUGCCUGCACACCCUAGUGAUAAGACUUUAUGAGACAAAUUUGCAGCUCUCGCCUCCACUUUUGCACUCAGAGAUAUAUCUGAACGAGUAUCUGUGCUGCCUAGAUGUCAUUCUGAUGGGGGAUUUAGGAAUACCUAGUCAGCUGAAUAGAAAAUUGCUUGCAUAAUUGAGUGGGUGCUGGUACUAAUGUGUACACUUGUACAAAACAGAACUGUAAGAAGAUAGUUGGACCUUACUUUAAUGAUAAGGGUUCACAACACCUAAUGUUUUAAAGACAGAGGUUUCUGUGAAAUAGAAUGUGCUAGAAUAAUAAUUCUUUCAAGAUGCUGGUGGCUUUCUUUUCUUUAACUAGGAAGCUUCAGACAUAUCACCUCGGAAAGGGCUGGUUCUGACUCACACCAGGGCUGGUUUUGCCUGGGUGUGCGCGAAGAGGUUCUGAAUGGCAGCUCAGAUGCUCUUCAUAACCAUGGAUCAAGGAUCAGAAGCAAUAACUGAGAAGCCCUUUAGAAAAUCUGGCCAUUUAAUUUAGGUGCCUAAAUGGGAGCAAUUGAUGCUGAAAAUCUGUCCUGAAACAUACCUGAGUCGAGGUACUGAGAAUAGGCUAGCACUUCGACGACAGACAAUACUCCGGGAGAAAGGUAGAAGGCUGGCCAAUCGAGGACCAGCGUACAUGUUUAAUGAUCAUUCCACAAGCCUUUCUCUUGAUGAGGAGCGUUUUUUGGAUGCAGCAGAAUAUGGGAAUAUUCCCGUGAUUCGUAAAAUGCUGGAAGAAUGUACCUCACUAAACGUGAACUGUGUGGACUACAUGGGGCAGAAUGCUUUGCAGCUCGCAGUCGCCAAUGAGCAUCUGGAGAUUACAGAACUUUUACUGAAGAAGGAGAACCUCUCCCGGGUUGGGGAUGCCUUGCUCUUGGCUAUUAGUAAAGGUUAUAUUCGGAUAGUGGAAGCCAUCCUAAAUCAUCCUGCAUUUGCUGAAGGCAAGAGACUUGCAUUAAGUCCCAGCCAAUCAGAAUUCCAGCAUGAUGACUUUUAUGCAUACGAUGAAGAUGGAACCCGGUUCUCCCAUGAUGUUACCCCAAUCAUUCUGGCUGCUCACUGCCAUGAAUAUGAAAUUGUCCACACCCUUCUGAGAAAAGGUGCUCGCAUUGAAAGGCCACAUGACUAUUUCUGCAAAUGCAGUGAGUGCAAUCAGAAGCAAAAACAUGACUCUUUCAGCCAUUCUAGGUCCAGAAUCAAUGCUUACAAAGGUCUGGCGAGUCCUGCUUACCUCUCCUUGUCCAGUGAAGACCCGGUAAUGACUGCCUUAGAACUUAGCAAUGAGCUGGCUGUGCUUGCAAAUAUUGAAAAAGAAUUCAAGAAUGAUUACAAAAAAUUGUCUAUGCAAUGCAAAGAUUUUGUAGUUGGACUCCUCGAUUUGUGCAGAAAUACUGAAGAAGUGGAAGCUAUUUUGAACGGAGAUGUGGAGAUGAGCCAUAAUAGUGGAGAACAUGGUCGUCCCAGUCUUAGCCGCUUAAAACUUGCCAUUAAAUAUGAAGUCAAAAAAUUUGUAGCACAUCCAAACUGCCAGCAACAACUUCUGUCAAUCUGGUAUGAAAAUCUCUCAGGUUUACGUCAGCAGACCAUGGCAGUGAAGUUUCUAGUUGUUCUUGCAGUUGCAGUAGGGCUGCCAUUCCUGUCAGUGGUUUACUGGAUUGCUCCAUGCAGCAAGCUGGGGAGGAUAAUGCGUGGACCGUUUAUGAAGUUUGUAGCACAUGCAGCCUCUUUCACCAUUUUUCUUGGUCUGCUAGUCAUGAACGCAUCUGACAGAUUUGAAGGCACCAAACUCCUACCUAAUGAAACUAGAACAGAUAAUGCAAAACAGCUAUUCAGAAUGAAAACAUCCUGCUUCUCAUGGAUGGAGAUGCUCAUUAUCUCUUGGGUAAUAGGCAUGAUAUGGGCUGAAUGUAAAGAAAUUUGGUCUCAAGGGCCCAAGGAAUAUCUGUUUGAGUUAUGGAAUAUGCUUGAUUUUGGUAUGUUAGCCAUUUUUGCAGCAUCAUUCAUUGCAAGAUUUAUGGCAUUUUGGCAUGCUUCCAGAGCCCAGGUCAUUGUUGAUGCAAUUACUAAUGUGAAGGACUUGGCAAGUGCAACAUUGGAUUCCAACAUAAAAUACUACACAUUGGCGAGAAUAAACUGGGAUCCAUCUGAUCCACAAAUCAUAUCUGAAGGCCUGUACGCAAUAGCUGUUGUUUUAAGUUUCUCCAGAAUAGCCUACAUUCUCCCAGCCAAUGAAAGCUUUGGACCUCUACAGAUAUCACUUGGCAGAACUGUGAAAGACAUCUUCAAGUUCAUGGUAAUAUUUAUCAUGGUGUUUGUGGCCUUCAUGAUAGGAAUGUUUAAUCUCUAUUCCUACUACCGUGGGGCCAAACAAAAUGAAGCAUUCACAACAGUUGAAGAAAGCUUUAAGACAUUGUUCUGGGCUAUAUUCGGACUUUCAGAAGUAAAAUCAGUUGUCAUCAAUUAUAAACACAAAUUUAUUGAGAAUAUUGGUUAUGUCCUUUAUGGAGUCUAUAAUGUUACUAUGGUCAUUGUUUUAUUGAACAUGCUAAUUGCAAUGAUCAACAGCUCUUUCCAGGAGAUUGAGGAUGAUGCUGAUGUGGAAUGGAAGUUUGCUAGGGCUAAACUCUGGUUUUCCUACUUUGAAGAGGGGAGAACUCUUCCUGUACCCUUCAACCUAGUGCCAACUCCAAAAUCUUUGCUUUAUCUCAUACUCAGAAUAAAAAAAUGGAUCUCUAAAGUGUACCUAUGCCAUAAGAAUGGUUUUCAGGAAGAUGCAGAGAUGAAUAAGCUUGGACAAAGUAAGCAGUCAAGUAUAAGAAGCACAGAUGAUCUCCAUUUAAAUAGCUUAAGUAAUCCUCCACGACAAUACCAGAAGAUAAUGAAGCGUCUCAUUAAAAGAUAUGUACUCAAAGCUCAGAUAGACAAGGAGAAUGAUGAAGUCAAUGAAGGGGAACUGAAGGAAAUUAAACAGGACAUCUCAAGUCUCCGUUAUGAACUUCUUGAGGAAAAAUCUCAGAACACAGAAGACCUGGCAGAACUCAUUAGAAAACUUGGGGAGAAACUUUUGAUUGAGCCCAGAGAGGAAGAAAGGAGGAGUUAACCUAAACAUUUAAACAAUGAACCAAAAAUUCAACAAUCCACUUCAAGCCAUAUUUAUCCUCCCUUAAUUUUUCAAGCUAAAUUCACAGUUUUAAAACAGAUCAAGAAAUAAAAUUAUUCCAGUUCUUUAAUGAAAAAUUGCAGUUGGCUAACCCCUUACAUCUGUGAUUGACAAAAAAAAGUCAUUUGAGAAAAGAUAUUUAUUUAUUUUACCCCCUCCAGAAAAAAAUUAAUCUUAGAUUACUCAAUGUGCAGUUUCCUUCUUUACAAAUAUAUCAGCUAAGGCUUGACUAGUCCAUCCAUUAAUGAUUAAAACUGUUGGCUCUGUAAAUCUAAACUCGUAUCUUAACCUCUUAUCAUAUUUUCUGUAGCUUCCUUUCCUAAAUAUACAUAAGUAUAAUUGAACAAAAUGGAAGAGAAAAAGGCAUAUAAGGCCUGGUCUAAAAACACCCCAAAUCAAAAUCCAUUUAUUUUUCAAAAUAAAAUGUUCCCAAGUGGGGGUGGGGAGGAGGCUUUCUGCUCAAUUUGCAAAUAAAAGGCAAAACAAUGGAAGUAAUUUAUUCUGAAUGUUUCCUUGUGGAGAUUUGUCGUGACAUCAUGUGAGCUGCCUCCUUACCACUCACUGGUUUUCAACAAACCAAUACUGAGCUAUCCUUCCAGGAAGCUGCAUUCCAAUGGGAGUUACUGCAUUGAGAAAAGAACACCUUUCACAAAGUUUUAUUGAAAAGCUAUUGUUGAAGUCCAAAGCAAAGCCCCCAAUCCAAAUCUGCCUGAACCUUGGAGAAGUUCUGAUCGUUUUCCAUCUUCUGAGCUGCCCCAAUUUCUAUAAUGUCUUGAACCACACCAGCAGCUCUGAACACUCCCAAAUUUUAGAGGAGUUUGCAUCUGGAUCAUUUUGUUGGCACACUUUCAUCUAGGAAGGACCAAACCAAACUCUAGAUGCUAACCUCUCUGAGUUCUUGGAAGCUUUUGCAUCUGGAUAUGAACAUCUUCAAAGUGGAAAUAAUUUGUUUUAUCUGGGCCCAUUUCUAGCAAAAAGAAAAUCAUCGUCUGACAGUAAUAGCUUUUUAAACUUUGUGGAACAUGUUUUUUUGUAGAAAGUAUUAGACUCUAAACAUCUCCAUCUCUCCCUUUUAUACUGGAAGUAUAAAAAAAUAGUCAUUGCCCAGGAAAUUUUUUCCAGAUUAUGGUUUUUAGUGUCUAACUGAGUGAGCUGAAAGAUAAUUUUCUUGGUCAAAUUAUAAUUAUUUUGGAAGGGGGAUAAACUAUAAAUACAUGGUGGGGGUGGGCUUCUGUCUUUUCUGGAGUGUAAUCCAAGUUGUUAUUAAGGUCAGCGCUCCUAGAGUACAUCCACUUUGAUCCAUAAAAGUUCUGUGAUUCUGUGAAACUUCUUAGCCUUACCAGCUCAGCUAGUAAUGGAGAGUGUGGGAAAACUAUGUAUUGCAGGCCUCAGACUCAAUGAUCUCAGGGUUUAGAAACUUUAAAGGGCCUCUCUCAGGGAGGAGAAGGAAAAAGAGUUUUUCAGAGGUGCCAGAACAAUGUCAUUAUAAUUAUGCAUGAAACCACAGUGGCUAAGGGUGAGGAAAACUAUGGCACCCACAAUGGCCACCCUUAACUUUAAUCACUUGCCUUAAAUAAUUAAAAAGCAUGAUCUCUUUAUCUGCUGUACUCCCUAUUGUGAGGAUAGGGAGUACUGCAAACACUGAGAUGCCCUUGUCUAUGUGUCUCAGGCUUUACGGUCUACUUUUUACAUUGACUAGUGAACCUAAAGCAGUUAAGGUUUUGACUCCCAUUGGAAGUCAAUGGGAGUUAGACUCUUAGCUCCUUUAUGCCCUUUGAAAGUCCCAGCCUAUAUAGUUAGGGUAAAAUUAGACUUUGACUUUAAGUGUCCAACUCAGAACACUUUGGGCCUGAUUUUUAGAGAUGUUUAGUUCUUCCCACUACAGUGGGAGCUCAAAGUGCUCAGUUUCUCUGAAAUCAGGCCUAAUUUGUCCAGAGCAGGUCCCCCAAAAUUAGCAAACUCUUUUGAAAAUUUGGCUGCUAGAAUCUUUAGAUAACAAUUGCAACAGAAUUAUCCUUUUAAUAUUAGAAACUUCUUGAUGAUGUUCAUUCUAAUUUACAAUUUGGAUCCAUAACAUAUAAUAUUAAAUCGUGGUUAAAACUUGAAACUGCAUAAACCUAAUAUAAGGAAAAUGUUUACUAAAUAGAUAACAAGGAAAAAAAGCAGGUACUAUUGAAGUGAAUAUUUUUAUUGCAGAGGUUAAAUGAACGCUGUAAAUAUGUUUAAGCCCAAAUUUUUACUUUCCUUAAAACUGAAGGACCGUAAUGUACAUACUGUAUUCAUGAAGAUAUGCAUAUGGAUUUUUUUUAGUCAAUGAAGAUAUUUUAUAUGUGGUUAUUACAAAUGGAAAAAUUUGUUUAAAAUAUUGAAGCAGUCCAAUGCCAAAUGUAGUAUGACAGACAAUGUAGUAAUUCAAAUGAACACCCUACCAAAUACAUUAUGAGAUAAAUUAAAA